GAUAGCAAUUUUCUUGCGUUCUUGAAUAUGUCAACUUGAUACAGAACUCCAAAGACAAUAUAGGAAUUUGAAACUUCACGCGAGUGAGUAAGGCAAGGCAAGUCAAGUCGAGGAUGGUCAAAUGAAUAUAAUCUAUUAGUCUAAGCUAAACACUCGAUACGAAAUAAAUGCCGGAUGUAACAUCACACUGCUUUAUGACUGAUGGGGUAUGGAUGUGAAUAUUGUGUGUCACCUCAACCAAAGCACAUCAUGUAUCUUCCCGCAUACAUACUUGGGACGAGAUCCUGAGAUGUCAAAUUAAAUUUGGAAGUCGACGAUCUUGAGAGUUUGAGCACCUGGUGAAGGUCAGAAUCUUCAGGAACCACAACGGACUCGACGAGAAGUUUAGUAGACAAGAUUGACGUCUAUAAACCGAGAUAUCUCUUAUCUAUCUCUUAUUUUCUGGACUUUCUUGACCCCGAAGAUGCGUGGUUCAAAGGUUUCGGCAACCUACGUUUGACCAUGAAUUUCCACGACGGGAAGGUGCAUCUCUUCGUUUGAAGUUUAUUUGGUACUUGAGAUUGCACCACCCUCGGUUUUAUUUCCAUUCCAUUUCAAUGCAAAAGUCCAGUGCAUACUUCACUUGAUUGUCCAAGUUCUGAAUUUGAACAUGAAAUAAUUCUUCGACAGUAAUUACGACUUACUGCCGCGCCGCCUUCUCUCCUUUGACAUUUCAAGACUUACGUCCAUUCGAUUCUUUUUCGCCAAAUCAAUCUUUUUCAACCAUCACAAUGAUACACAUCCGCGCUUUUCCCUUCACUGUGCUCUGUAUCAGCAUUCUCCUCUUCAUGGUCUUCCUCAAUACAUCCACGCCUGCCUACUUAACACACUAUUCAUCUGACCUUCUCCAAAAAUAUAGACCAGUUGGACCAGCUCAUGGAUCCUCCGAUAUUUCAAACAGCACACUUGGUUUUCAAAAGAUUUUUGCAGUGGGCUUGCCGGAACGAAGUGAUAAGAGAGAUGCUCUCACUUUGAUUAGUAGCUUGACAGGGUUUAACAUCGAAUGGGUAGAUGGAGUGAAGGGGGAAGCAGUUUCUGAUAAAGCUGUACCAUAUGGUGCUGAUAGAGCGAACUUAUGGGAGUCGAAUUUGGGAAGUUGGAGGGGGCAUAUGAAUGCUGUUCGGAGAAUCGUCGAACAGAAUCUGACAAGCGCACUGAUAUUUGAAGAUGACAUGGACUGGGAUACCCGUCUAAAAUCUCAACUCCUUACCUUCGCAGCCGGUUCGAAAUUUAUUCAAUAUUCCUCCACUAUACUCUCACAUCUCGUUUCUCCCUAUGGUGAUGACUGGGAUUUACUCUGGCUUGGUCAUUGCGGCGAAGUAUUCCCUGAAACUCUCGACGAAUAUAAAUCGCUUUCUCCCUCCUCUCCCGAAAUUUCACAUCUCUCUCGCAAAUAUAUCAUAACUUCUGAUACUACUGUCCCGCCUCCAAUACAUUUCAAAGGAUUCCAAAAUGCCACACAAAGCCCCUAUACACGAUGGGUUCACGUAAGUGGAGGCCCUAUCUGUACUUUUGCAUAUGCGCUCAGUCAACAAGGCGCAAGAAAGGUAUUAUGGGAUUUAAGCGUGGAUAAAUUAUCAGGGCCAUUUGAUAAUGCCUUAGCGGGACUUUGUAGAUGGGGACGGGAUUCAAAGAAAUUGGGAAUGAGAUGUAUAAGUGUCACACCGGGGCUUUUUCAACAUCAUAAAGCAAGAGGUUGGAUAGGUGGAGAUUCGGAUAUUCAGAAGGUGGGAAGUGCGAAUGGGGAGGUGAGGGAAAAGGGGGUUACGGAAAAUGUGGUUUGGAGUGCGAGGAUGAAUGUGAGGGAAAUAUUGAUGGGGGAAAAGAUUAGGGGGCAGUGGGAUGAUGAGGUGGAUAAAUAGAUGAAUGGACUGAAGGAUGUAAUGUGGAGAGAGUAAAAUACUUAGGGUGCGUUCGGAUCGAUUUAUUUCGGCUUAUUUCAAUUAUUAGACCUUAUUUAUUUAUCAAAUAAUGCUUAUUAAGCU
This is a messenger RNA of Botrytis porri, 2024 nucleotides long. RefSeq lists its product as uncharacterized. The transcript is spliced from 2 exons. The record is from RefSeq and is a predicted model, not a curated record. The coding region runs from base 771 to 1901 and encodes 376 amino acids. NCBI's taxonomy places the organism in Eukaryota, Fungi, Ascomycota, Leotiomycetes, Helotiales, Sclerotiniaceae.